Molecule: messenger RNA, 2367 nt
Organism: Rotaria sordida
Lineage: Eukaryota; Metazoa; Rotifera; Eurotatoria; Philodinida; Philodinidae
Source: the annotation of a GenBank genome assembly
AUGUCGAAGUCAUAUGCAGUAAUUGUUGGUGAUAUCGGCGGUACUAAUGCAAGAUUACAAUUACUAUGGUACAGUCGUGAUCCACAUGUCUUAAUACCAUCCAUUGUAAAUGUAACUCGACAAACUUAUCGAACAAAUACAUUUACCGGUCUUACUGCAAUAUUACAACGUUUUCUAAAUGAUAUACAAAAUGAACAACAUCAAGAAGAUGUUUUUAAUGCUAUAAAAAAUAAGAAAAUUCAAGUAGUUUUAGCUGUAUGUGGUCCUAUUUGGAAUAAUCGUCGAACCAAUGAUACAAAUAAUGUACGUAUGGAACCUGAUGGUUCUAGAUGGCCGCUACAACAAGCAGAUAUAAUUGAGAAUGAUCUUAAACUUAAUCGAAAUUCUUUAGUAUUUUUAAAUGAUUUUGAAGCUAUUGGUUAUUGUCUUGCUGCACAAGUUGACUCUCAAGCAAAUGAACUAUGUAAAUGCACUGAAGCUUAUACACUUCAUCAAGUUUCUCUUGAAAAUAAUUCUGAUACAAAUACACCAAUAGCUUGUUUGGGUGCAGGUACUGGUCUUGGUGCAUGUUUUCUUUUACCGGAUGGUUCAGGUCGAUAUCAAGUUUAUCCAUCAGAAGCAGGUAUGACUGAUACAUUUAGUCCACGAUCAGAAGAAGAAUGGUUAUUAGUUAAUUAUUUACGUCGUAAUCAAUCAUUUAUUGAAAUUGAACAACUUGUAUCAGGUCCAGCAUUUGUUACAAUGUUACAAUUUUAUUCUGAAUAUUUAAAUCAAUCUUUAACAUCAAAACUUAAUCAUGAUCUUCAACAAGUUUCACAAGAUGAUGCUCCUGUAGUUAUUUCUCAACAUGCUCGUGAUUAUAAUGAUUCAUUAUGUCUUCGAGUUGUUGAUACAUUUCUUGAUAUCUUUGGUCGAGUAUUAGGUACAGCAGCACAAACAUUUUUACCUUAUCGUGGUUUAUAUAUAACUGGUGGUAUUUUACCUAAACUUGCAUGGCGAUGGCAAAAUAAUUUCAAAAAUCUUUUACUUAAAUCUUACUUAGAUCAAGGACCAAAAAUGAGUGAAAUAGUUGCUCGUGUUCCACUUUUUUUAAUUAAUGAUGAUGAUUUGGCUAUUGCUAUUACGAAUGCAAAUGGUCAACAUUUGAUCAAAUUUAAUGAAGAAACUUUAAAUAAAUUACGAUUAACACCUUCACUUCUCUCAACAUCGGUGUCUUACAUUGAUUUUGAAAUAUUAAAUGAACGUCAAUGUGCUAUUGAAUGUGUUAAAGAUCAAUCAAUAUGUACAGGUUUUUCCUAUGAUGCAACAAAUAAAAUGUGUUCUUUAUUUGAUGAUUUAACUAAAAUUGUUGAUAACGAUAUAACUACUUUAAGACAAGAACUUAAACCAAAUGUUUGUGACAACGUUAAAUGUAAACCAGAUGCCAUAUGUAUUAGUUAUAAUCGUGAAGGAAAACAAGUACCAAGUUGUGUUUGUUUAAAUGGACAACCAACACCGGACGAUUGUGAUAAAAUAGAAAUUGGUAUAUGGACUGAUUAUAAUGAUUGGUCGGGAUGUAGUGUAACAUGUGGUGAAGGUUAUCAAUUUCGUAAACGUGAAUGUUUAUCAUCUAAUGAUAAAACUCAAAAGAUUCCAAGUGAUAAUUGUAUUGGUACAAAUAUUGAAAUACAACCAUGCAAUGUAACAACUUGUCCAACCUAUGGUCCAUGGACACCAUGGACACCAUGUUCAAAAUUUUGUGGUAUUGGUAUAAAACAACGUAAUCGUUCAUGUACUCCACCUGGUUCAAAUUGUGGGAAUUAUACACAUGAACAAAGAGCCUGUGGUGUUGCCAAUUGCCAACGUGUUGCUGGUAUUAAAGAAACUGAAUCAGAUCAAUAUCCAUUAAAAGGUUAUUUAGCUAUUCGAGAAGGUGAUAUUUUAUGUGUACCACAAAAUAAUACUGAAAUAGCAAAGUAUAUGGCUGAUUUAGUUUGCAAAUCAAUCGGUCUUGCGCGUGGUGCACAAUAUGCUAUUUUAAAUCCUAUUCGAUAUAAUUCUACUUGUUAUCCUGGUAUAUUAUGUGAUGGAACUGAAAAAGAUUUUUAUGAAUGUAAAUAUGAUCGAACACAAACAUCAAAUAAUGCUAGUGAUUUAUUUGCUAUUAUUGCAAGAUGUAUAGUCGAUGGUGGUUUUUCACCAUGGUCUGAUUGGUCACCAUGUUCAAAAACUUGUGAUACUGGUCAAACAAAACGUUUUCGAACUUGUACUGAUCCAUCACCAUCAAUACCUGAACCUCAAACUAUUAUUGAUAAUUUUCCAUUAGCUGGAAUGAAUUGUACUGGUGAUUAUACACAAGUUAAAACUUGUAAUGAACAAUCAUGUUAA